AUGUCGAACACCGAAGACGAGGCCCCAUCGCCGUCCCCCAACCAGGUCGAAAGCGUAUCUAAAAGUGAUAAUUUUAUGGCCACAACGGAAAAAAAACAGCACUCCUUUGCCGGAAACUGCUCCAGCAGCGGUGGUGAUGCUGUAUCCACCGAAAGGAAGAUCGCGCUGGACGGUGAAAAGAGUCGCCGGCGACUGAAGAUAAUGUCAGAGUCACACGACCGUGCACUAGAAAAAGUUCGCGGUUCUCUCCCCGGCAAGAAAGUCUGGUAUCUGGAAGUGAUAGGAAUCCAUCCAGAUAUGCAAGGACGAGGGAUAGGAUCGAAGGUUAUGAGAAAGAUUCUGGAAUAUGCUGGUACUGAGCCUAUCGUUCUCGAGUGUACGAAAGAGUCCAAUCUCUCCUUCUACAAGAAAUUUGGGUUUGAAGUCUUUGAAGAGGUCCAAUUAAAAGUCACUCCCAGGGAGGGAGAAAGUGAAGCAGUAAGAAUGUGGAUGAUGUUGGGGCAGAAGUAG
Penicillium macrosclerotiorum is the source of this 510-nucleotide messenger RNA. Its product is annotated as GNAT family N-acetyltransferase. The record is from RefSeq and is a predicted model, not a curated record. Gene Ontology annotation, molecular function: acyltransferase activity, transferring groups other than amino-acyl groups. Lineage: Eukaryota; Fungi; Ascomycota; Eurotiomycetes; Eurotiales; Aspergillaceae. The transcript has 2 exons. The coding region runs from base 1 to 510 and encodes 169 amino acids.